CUCGACGACCCCCCCACCACCAUGGCUCCCCUGUUGCUGCCUCUCCUAAUCCUCUCCUCUCUGCUCCCUCCCAGCUCCUGCAGCAAAGCCAACAAACAUAAGCCUUGGAUCGAAGCGGAGUACCAGGGCAUCGUCAUGGAGAAUGACCACACGGUUUUGCUCAACCCGCCGCUCUUCGCCCUGGAUAAAGAUGCCCCGCUUCGUUAUGCUGGUGAGAUCUGCGGGUUCCGGCUGCACGGGACCGGGGUGCCCUUUGAGGCCGUGAUCCUGGACAAGGUGACCGGAGAGGGGCUGAUCCGGGCCAAGGAGCCGGUGGACUGCGAAGCCCAGAAGGAGCACAGCUUCACCCUCCAGGCCUACGACUGCGGAGAGGGCCCUGACGGGGCCAACAGCAAGAAGUCCCACAAGGCGACGGUGCACGUGAGGGUGAACGACGUGAACGAGUUCGCGCCGGUGUUCGUGGAGCGGCUCUACCGGGCGGCGGUGACCGAGGGGAAACUCUACGACCGCAUCCUGCGGGUGGAGGCCGUGGACGGGGACUGUUCCCCGCAGUACAGCCAGAUCUGCUACUACGAAAUCCUUACGCCCAACACCCCCUUCCUCAUCGACAACGACGGGAACAUCGAGAAUACGGAGAAGCUGCAGUUCAGCGGCCAGCGGCUUUACAAGUUCACCGUGACGGCGUACGACUGCGGGAAGAAGAGAGCGGCCGACGACGCCGAGGUGGAGAUCCAGGUGAAACCCACCUGCAAGCCCAGCUGGCAAGGCUGGAGCAAGCGCGUGGAGUACGCCCCGGGCACGGGCAGCCUGGCGCUGUUCCCCGGCAUCCGGCUGGAGACGUGCGACGAACCGCUGUGGAAUAUCCAGGCCGCGGUGGAGCUGCAGACCAGCCACGUGGCCAAGGGAUGUGACCGCGACAACUACUCGGAGCAGGCCCUGCGCAAGCUCUGCGGCGCCGCCACGGGCGAGGUGGACCUGCUCCCGGUGCCCGGCCCCAGCGCCAACUGGACGGCGGGGCUCUCCGUGCACUACAGCCAGGACAGCAGCCUCAUCUACUGGUUCAACGGCACCCAGGGGGCUCAGGUGCCCCUGGGGGGGCCGGGGGCCGGACCCUUGGAGGGCCUCAGCGACCACUUCACCCUGUCCCUGUGGAUGAAGCACGCUGGGACUCCCAGCAAGGGCAAGAAGGAGGAGGAGACCAUCGUGUGCAACACGGUCCAGAAUGAGGACGGUUUCUCUCACUACUCCCUGGCGGUGCAUGGCUGCCGCCUUGCUUUCCUCUACUGGCCUCUGCUAGACAGUGCCCGUCCGGUCAAAUUCCUCUGGAAACUGGAGCAGGCCUGUGACGACGAAUGGCACCACUAUGCCCUGAACCUGGAGUUCCCCACGGUCACCCUCUAUGUGGACGGCGUCUCCUACGACCCGGCCCUCAUCCACGACAACGGCCUCAUCCACCCACCCCGCCGCGAGCCCGCCCUCAUGAUCGGGGCCUGCUGGGCUGAGGAGAAGAGCAAGGAGAAGGAGAAAGCUGGUAACAGCAGCGCUGAAUCGGGGCCAGGCACCCCCCCGGCCCCGCCGAUCCACCGGCACUUCCACGGCUACCUGGCCGGCUUCACGGUGCGGCCGGGCCGGCUGGACAGCCGGGAGGUCAUGGAGUGUCUGUACGCCUGCCGCGAGGGCUUGGACUACCGGGACUUCGAGAGCCUCGGCAAGGGCAUGAAGGUCCACGUGAACCCCUCGCAGUCCCUCCUCACCCUGGAGGGCGACGACGUGGAAACCUUCAACCACGCCCUGCAGCACGUGGCCUAUAUGAACUCCCUCCGCUUCGCCACCCCUGGCAUCCGCCCCCUGCGCUUGUCCACCGCCGUCAAGUGCUUCAGCGAAGAGUCCUGCGUCUCCAUCCCGGACGUGGAGGGCUACGUGGUGGUCCUGUGGCCCGACGCCCCCCAGAUCCUGCUGAGCGGCCCCACCCACCUGGCCCGCCCCGUCUCUGAUUUCGAAGGUCCCCAGGGGGUCUCCCUGUUCCCCGAACUCCAGAUCGCCUGCUCCAUCUCCCACCAGGUGGAGGCCAAGAAGGACGAGAGCUGGCACGGGACGGUGACGGACACGCGAAUGUCCGACGAGAUCGUCCACAACCUGGACGGCUGCGAGAUCUCCCUGGUGGGGGACGACCUGGACCCGGAGCGGGAGAGCCUGACCCUGGACGCGGCGGCGGCCCUGACGCAGCGCGGGCUGGAGGUGACCAACACUUCCGCCUUCCUCACCAUUUCGGGGGUGGAGAGCAUCACGGUGUAUGAAGACACCUUACGACGGGUCCGGUACCGACUGCAGCCCGGCGCGGCCCUCUACGAGCGGAAGUUCCGCCUGUCCUGCUCGGAGAUGAACGGCCGCUACUCCAGCAACGAGUUCCUCGUGGAGGUGAAUUUCUUGCACAGCGAGGACCGGCCCGCCCACCCCAGCCACAUGCUCGGCUCCCAGCAGUUCCUGCACCACGGCCAACCGCCGCCCCCCGAGUUGGCGGGCCACAACCUGGCCAGCCCUCACCGCAACUCCAUGGUCCCGAGCGCGGCGACGCUCAUCAUCGUCGUGUGCGUGGGCUUCCUGGUGCUCAUGGUGGUCCUGGGCCUCGUGCGCAUCCAUUCCCUGCACCGGCGCGUGGCGGGCCCGGGGGGGAACCCCUCCGGAGCCCCCGCGGACUCCAAGGAUUCGGACCUCUUCUGGGACGACUCGGCCUUGACCAUCAUCGUCAACCCCAUGGAGUCGUACCAGAGCCGGCAGGCGGCGGCGGUCGGGGGGGCGGGCCCGCAGGAGGAGGACCCCGACAGCAGCGACUCGGAGGGGGCCGACUCCCCCAGCAGCGACGAGAGGCGCAGCGUGGAGACCCCCGCUCGGCGCUACUGAGUCACGGCCCAGGCCAGAGAUAGAGAGAGACAUUCCUGCGGAUGAGGAGACCCCGGAGAGAGCUGCCAAGAAGAGAGGGUUGGCGGAGAGAGACCCUGGAGAAGCCCCCCCACCAGAGAGCUGCUGACUAGAGCCCCUUUCCUCUGCCUCCUUUGUCCAUUCCCAGCUAUUCCCCUCUCCCCCCGGGUCCCUCACCCCCAAUUUCCUUGCAGGACCCUGGGAUCGGGAGAGUGGAGGUGGUCUCCCCCUGCCUCCUCUCCAGGACCCCCACUCCUGCCUGUGUCCUCACCCACCUCUCGCCAAGUGUGGGGGGGAAUUGUGGGGGUGGGAGGUUCCCCCACUUCCCGCCCCCUCCCCAUUGCAGCAGGGGCCCACCCAUCCCAGCCUCCUCUAGUGCAUUGGUCCCCGGCCCCCCGUGCCCCUUCUUUUUCCCCUCCCCAGGGGCUCCUGCAGCCCCCAGCCCCCUCCCCUCCCGCAGUCUGCCCAGGAGGGGUCAGGGGGAGGGACGGGGCGUGCUAUAUAUAAUGUAUAUUUUUUCAAUGUCGUCGUGAGCGCACUGCUCCGUGUCCCUGUGCACAGCUCACAGCCUGUGUGUCGCGUGUGGAUUUGUCGUGUCCUGGGGGAAGGCCGGGUCGGGGUGGCGGGGUUUUCAAAUAAAAUGAGGGGAAAAGACACCCCCCGCCAU
Tachyglossus aculeatus (Australian echidna) is the source of this 3586-nucleotide messenger RNA. RefSeq names its product calsyntenin 3 (gene CLSTN3). Gene Ontology annotation, molecular function: X11-like protein binding; kinesin binding; amyloid-beta binding. Bases 22 to 2901 code for a protein of 959 amino acids. The transcript is spliced from 18 exons. Gene Ontology annotation, cellular component: postsynaptic membrane; cell surface. NCBI's taxonomy places the organism in Eukaryota, Metazoa, Chordata, Mammalia, Monotremata, Tachyglossidae. Gene Ontology annotation, biological process: homophilic cell-cell adhesion; positive regulation of synaptic transmission; positive regulation of synapse assembly. The record is from RefSeq and is a predicted model, not a curated record.